AUGGCUGCCACCCGUCGCCGAAAAUUGAUCGGCCACAGGCGGCGGGUUGACGAUGAAGGGGAGGACGAAGGUGGUCUCGACCAGCUCGACCUCGAGGAUGACUCAAUGUCUGAGGGGUCCUUUGCCAGCGAUGACAUCGACAACGAGCACGACGCCGACAGUGACACCAGCAACAUCGAUGAAACGUCGCCAGUUGCGCCCAACGUGAAGAAAUCAAAGGCAGCUAGGAAUGGUGUCGCGAAGGCUCCUACCGCCAAAGAUCCCGUUCCUCAAGCUCAACCUGAUGGCAAGCCUGCCUCAGACACGCACUUGAUGAUGCAUGGCCUGUCUCUCGAAGGCAAGCACACAGCAGGUGAAGGGGAGCAUUUCGACGAUGCGAUCGAUGUCCUUCCGAAACCCACAUCCAACGGGCCCCUUGUCGUGACUUCCGAUUCGGCCGCGAAACAACCAGCAGAGCCUGUAGGCGACCGUCGCCGGCGGGAGCAUGAAGAGUACAAGCGAAGGCGGGACGAAGACCCUGCCUUCGUACCAAACAGAGGGGCUUUCUUCAUGCACGAUCACCGGCACGCUGGUCCAGCCGCGAACGGCUUUCGUCCCUUCGGCCGGGGCCGUGGCCGAGGUCGUGGUGGCUUCGGAGGCCCCUUUGCCCCAGUGCACCAACUCCAACCACCCUCCGACCCUCUGACAAGCGGACAAUGGGCUCACGACAUGCACGAAGACGUCGUCAACCCCCAGCCCUCGAGGCCGGUCCGUCAUGCACCCCCCGACGAGGAGGGUCCUCCGAAUGGCAACGGCAUUAUUCCGACCUGUUCCCCGAACCCGACACCGAUCAACAGAACCAUGUCUACCGAGAAGCACGUUGGGAACGUGCAGGUCAGAGUUUCAAUCACACCCGGUAAACCCCCUUCAGCCUUCGCCAUGCCGGUCCGACAAUACACCAAGUUACCCGACCACAGACCACCCCUACGCCGCGAUAAGCCAGUUCGAAUCUCGCUUCCCGACAACGCGCCAAAGUACAUCUUUCCCGCCGUCGACAGGUCAUUCAUCUUCAUACCGAGAGCGAUGCGCCCCAACCAGCAGCGGACCCGCGGCAAGCCUCGCUCAGGCCUUGGAUCUAUGGGUGGCUUCUCUCGACGCACCAGCGUCUUCGGUGGCAGCUUCUAUGGCAGUGCUUAUUCACCCAGCAUUGCCCUUAGUCGCCGGUCGUCGUUGGCCCCCGACGGUCGCGACUAUAUGUUCUCUCCCACCGGGUCUGUGGUCUCGCGUCCACCCAUGCCACUCGACAAUCCACGCCCCGUCGUCCGGCUUCCGCCUGCAGUUCAGCAACCGCAGAUCAGUGUCGACGGCAUGGUGCCUAUCGAUCACUUCGUCGGUGUACAAGAUGCCUCGCUGAACGGCAUGCCGCAGCCCCAUACACACCCUCUUCCCCAGAAGCCCAUUUUCCAGGAAAACCGACAGCAAUCAAUCCCCAUGCACCAGCCUCGCCCGCAGAAGACUGUGUCCGUCGCUGGCAUCGAGUCGCCGACCCUGGACCAGCAGCCCUUCCACCAGGCAUUCCACCAGCAAGUGCCACCACAAGUUUCAAACGGCCUGGGCCCGGAUGGACACUCUCGCCAGCCAUCCUACCCGUCUCACCUCUCAACCGGUACUCCUUUGUCUCACAUACCCGAACGCGCAAUUCACGCUGCGCCGUUCCAGCCUACUCAUUAUGGCCAGCAGAACUACUAUGGCCAUCAACAGUCGUACGGAAUGAUGCCCCAACAGCCUGGAUACUAUCAACCACCUGCAUACAAUGGCGGCGUUAUGCCAUCGCCUGCUUCGGCAGUCCCGUUCAUUCCGGCCUCGCAGCAAGCCCAGAGUCAGAAUUACCCUCAGCAGUCCCAGUACGAACAGCAUGGGCCGGGUGGCAACCCGGGCAUGGUAGCGCAAGAGGUCAACGGCAUGGUCUAUUACUACGAUGCCUCUCAGAUGCCGCCGUCGAACAACUACCAGGGAUACCAGGGUCCUCCAGUCUAUGGCUCGGGUGUUCCGGGGAUGGCAGGAAUGGUUACCCCGAGCCCAGACGGCUUCUUCUAUCCCCAGCAAGCACCUGGCAUGGUAUACUAUCCCCAGUAGAGUGGCGGACAGGUUUCACCAUGUCCCUACUCUUUCUUCUCGUCAACAGCCCGCGACGAGCUGCUUUCAUUUCUAUCAUCGAAGCCUUUCACGACUACUUGAACGUCUUUCCUUUGGAUGUAGGGUCGGGAUGAGCGCUGUAGGCCUAAAAUUAAAACGGAUCGAGACGAAGGCGCCGUCGAGGAAUGCUGUUAUUUUAUCCCGGGAUCCACCACGGCUAUUGGCUUUUCGAGCGAACUCGGAGGGUUAGAUGAUGGAAGGGUUUUGUCGGAUCUGAGGUGUUUGACGGGUGAGGGAAGGUUCGGACUUUGACGAACAGCAGCGGAGGACUACAUGAUUAUCCUUGCUUUCCUCAUUCCGUACCAAGACAUCACUGUUCACGAACCAUUCUCCUUGCUGUUUCAUGAUGGAUUUCGGAGUCCCUGUACGCUUCGACUGGGCUGUUGUUCUGCUUCCAUCGCCUGGUCCACUAUUCGGGAGCAACAUGUGAAGGGCGUUUUUGGGGACGGUGGUGUCUCUUGGCUUGUGAUUUUGUACCUGCCGAUUAUUCAGCGUUUAGGGCUUUAUAGGUAUAGUUGAUUAUCCACUGAAGCAGGCGUAUGGUUUGAGACUGUUCGCACAGGUGUUGGCCAGUGCAUUUCGCCAUUGAAUCUGUAUGAAGAGAAGGCUCAGUUACAACUGAACUGCAGGCACUGUAUCGAAUAUUUGGCGGGCUGUUGGAGAUUCGAUGAAAAAAAAACAAUGACU
This is a messenger RNA of Verticillium dahliae VdLs.17, 2862 nucleotides long. RefSeq lists its product as uncharacterized. The coding region runs from base 1 to 2115 and encodes 704 amino acids. Gene Ontology annotation, molecular function: mRNA binding. NCBI's taxonomy places the organism in Eukaryota, Fungi, Ascomycota, Sordariomycetes, Glomerellales, Plectosphaerellaceae. The transcript has 2 exons. Gene Ontology annotation, biological process: mRNA processing. Gene Ontology annotation, cellular component: exon-exon junction complex. The record is from RefSeq and is a predicted model, not a curated record.